AUGCUGACCGCGCUCGGCCAGCCCGCCCUGCCCGGGCUCCCGGGGCGGCUGUCCGCGACACCCGCGCGGCGCCAGGACUCCUCGGGUUCCUCCGGCUCCUACCACACGGCUCCAGGUUCCCCAGAGACCCCGGGCGUGGGGGCGGACGCGGAGGGCCGGGCAGGGUGGCCCCGGGUGGCCCCUGCGCCGGGGGCGGGCGCGCAGCCUCGCCUGUCCGUCAGCGCCCAGAAUAGCCGCCAGCAGCCCGCGCCCGGCUCGGGUUUCCCGCAGGGCCCGGGCUCGGACCCGCGGCCGGCCGCACCCCAGCUGCGCACACUGCCGUCGGGGGAGAUGGAGGUCAUCUUCAACGCCGGGCCCCUCUUCCGCCGCGCCGACGCCGCGGAGAGCGAGGCGCCCUUGCCCACCGCGCCGGCCUUCUGCAGCGUCUCCCCGCCCCGGACCGGCUCUCCCGACCCCGCCGCGCCGCAGCCCCCGGGCCCCGACGGCGGCUCCCGCUGGGCCACUUACCUGGAGCUGCGGCCCGCCGCGCCGAGCCCGGCCACGCCGACGCAGUUCGAGUGCGUGGAGGUGGCGCUGGAGGAGCGGGCCGCCCCCGCGAGAGCCCGGACGGUGCCCAAGCGGCAGAUCGAGCUGCGUCCUCGGGCCCGGAGCCCGCCGCGGGAGGCCAGCGAGCCCAACCCGCGCCUGCUGCUGCGCACCGGCUCCCUGGACGAGUCUCUGGGCCGCCUGCAGGCCGCCGCCAACCUCGUGCAGACGGCGCUGGCCAGAAAACUGGGCCCCGCGCCCCUGGCCCCGUGCGCCGCUGCCUGCCAGCCCGCGAGGCGGCCGGAGCCCGACAGCCAGGAAGCGGCGCGCGGCGGCCCCCGAGUGGCCCCGGAGCACGCCAGGCCUCGGCUGCCCCGGGCGCUUGACAGCUCAGCCCCGGUCAGGGCCCCCAGACCGUGGCCCAGCCUCCGGGAGCGGGCCAUUCGGAGAGACAAGCCCGCGCCUGGCACCGAGCCGCUGGGGCCAGUGAGUUCCAGCAUCUUCCUGCAGUCGGGAGAGAAGACCCACGCGGCACAAGGCCAGCAGCUGCUGAAGGCGCGGCUCCCCCGGGAGAGCCGAGAUCGGACCUUCCCGAGCUCACAGAGUCCGCCUUUGGAGACGCGGGAGCCCUGGGAGGUGCCCAGGAAAGCCGUGAGCCCGCUGCGCCAGGCUCCGAACGGCACGGCGCGCGGCCCCCAACACUUGCCACCGUGGAACCGAGCCGCGCGCAGGGUGAGUGACCCGCCGCUCCCCGAGCCCGAAGCAGAAGCCUCCGCCGUGGAAGACACGGCCAGCAGCAGGAGCCCGUCCCCUCCUGCUUUCUCCCCGUGGCCGCAAGAUGUCACCGGGGCCCACAGCCCGUCCCUCGAAUCCCCUUCCCCGUGGGAGGCCGCGCAUCCUCUAGCAGGAGCGCACACACAGGCGGGGAGCAGAAGCCCUUCCCCGUCCCCGCCAGCCUUGUCCUCCUGGGAGGCUGCGCAGCAUCCUGCAGAGACGUGGCAGUCGGGAGACCCUGAUGCGCAGAGCCCCCCUGCAGUGUCUCGGCGGGAAGCCCUGAACGGCUCCGCCCGCGUGGAGGUGGCGCUGACCAAACCCGGGGCCGUCGAGUCCACGACGCUUCCGAGCCCGUCCUCGCGGGAAAUGCGCACUCUUGGCACCCAGAGAUUGCCGGAGAGAGCUGUGCCCGAGCUGCCCCUCGAGCGCCUGGCGGAUACCCUGGAAGGCAACGAGCGCUCCAAAGACUGGGGUCCUGAAGAAGCGGCCCCGGGGCGCAAGCGCGUGGCCAUCCCGCGACCCCGUGACGUGCGCCAGAUGCUGAAGACCACCUACGCGCCCAGCUUCUCCGUGGGGCCCCAGGGCUCCGGGCACCCGGCGCCUCCAGCGGACCCCGUUGUCACCGAGGAGAACGGCGCCUCCAAAACCCCGGAGCUCCCGGCCUCGGGGAUGCCCGCCCCGGCCCACUACACUUCUGUGUUCCUCAAGGAUUUUCUGCCCGUCGUGUCGCACCCGUACGAGCCUCCGGAACCGACGCACGACCCGGUCCCCAGGGACACCAUGCAGCCCAACGGCGGCGUCCCGCGGCGCAGAGCGGAGAACAGCACGGCCAAGCCUUUCGCGCGCACCGAGAUCCGCCUGCCCGGUGCCUUGGCGCUGGGCCGCCCGCCGGACGGCGUCGAGAACCGCGCUGCAGAGCACCGGCGCCCGGUCCCUGACGGCGAGGGUGGUCGCUCCUCGCCCCAGCGGCCGCCCCGUCCCGGCUCCCCGCAGGGGAGAGCCGCCCGUCCUGAAGCCAGUCCCACAGCCCCAGAGCCGCUCUCAAGGGAGCCCCGAGCGGGCCACGGAGCAGCAUCGACCCCGCCGCAGCCGCAGCCCCGCGCGGCCUCGGCGCCUCCCGCUGACGGUGCCCGCGAAGGCCGGUCGUUGGGGCCUGCCAGGCCGCCGGGGGCCACGGCGCCCGGGAAGGUCCUGGUGGACCCGGAGAGCGGCCGUUACUACUUCGUGGAGGCGCCGCGGCAGCCUCGGCUGCGGCUGCUCUUCGACCCUGAGAGCGGGCAGUACGUGGAGGUGCUGCUGCCGCCCUCGCCCCCGGGGCCCUCGCGCCGCGUCUACACCCCGCUGGCGCUGGGCCCCGGCCUCCUCCCGCCCGCCUACGGGCCCCUGGCCGGCCUCCCUCUGCCGCCCGGCCCGGCCUCACCGGCCUUCAGUGGCCACCAGCUCCCCUGGGCCUCGGAGGGUGGGCCCCUGGACGGGAUGUACUACCUGCCAGUCAGCGGGACCCCCAGCCCCGCGCCUCCUUUGUUCCUCUGCGCACCGCCUCCCAGCUCCGGGCCCGCGCCGCUGAGCAAAGCUUCGGUGUUCCCCGUGUGA
This is a messenger RNA of Suncus etruscus (white-toothed pygmy shrew), 2892 nucleotides long. It is a transcript of the gene PROB1, whose product is annotated as proline rich basic protein 1. Gene Ontology annotation, cellular component: nucleoplasm. The record is from RefSeq and is a predicted model, not a curated record. The transcript has a single exon. NCBI's taxonomy places the organism in Eukaryota, Metazoa, Chordata, Mammalia, Eulipotyphla, Soricidae. Bases 1 to 2892 code for a protein of 963 amino acids.